UUUAUUAUCCAGCUGUUCGACUGUCUCCACUGUUUACAGCAUGAUUUAAUCAAACAGAGCCAGAAACACAAUCUUUCUGUACAUCUGUCCAAACUUUUGUCUUUUUUUACAGGUGUGCAACAAUCAACACAACUACUAGAGGAGAAAAUAAUACAUUUAACUGUGAAAAUGGACCAAAGUGGGGGCGUUAUGUAACUGUGUACAAAAACACAUCUGGGCUUGUAAUUCUGUGUGAGGUGACGAUGAAAGGCAGAAAAAAAGAGCCAUUUAAACUGAUUAAAGAGAACAAGACAUGGGAAGACGCCCUGUACCACUGCAGAGAGGAACACAUGGAUCUGGUUUCCAUCCUUGAUGAAGAGACCCAGGGCUGGGUUGGGUUGGAGGCUCAGAAGGCUGACACUCCCUUUGUCUGGCUGGGUCUUCACUACAUCUGUGGGUUUGGCUUCUGGAUCUGGGUCAACGAUCAGUGUGUAUUUUUUGAUCAGUGGGCUCCAGAUGAGACAAGAACAGCAGUCUGUGGCACGAGGGCUGCCAUGAAUACAAGUGGGAACCAUCUGUGGUACAAGAAGUCUGUUUAUGAUAAAUAUAAUUUCAUCUGUGCAGUGUAAGAAGAUCCAUGGAUUGGUUUUGUUUAUUCAGUUAGACAGGUGUCAGUAGUGGCUUGUUGGGUUUUAGGAAACUUUCCUCUAAAUCAAAGGUGAUGGGUUCAGGCUCAGUGUAGCAGGAAGAUAAACAGUGGUGAAAU
Messenger RNA from Oreochromis aureus, 745 nucleotides. RefSeq names its product snaclec 5-like. The transcript is spliced from 2 exons. The coding region runs from base 243 to 608 and encodes 121 amino acids. Lineage: Eukaryota; Metazoa; Chordata; Actinopteri; Cichliformes; Cichlidae. The record is from RefSeq and is a predicted model, not a curated record.